ACACGACACUGUUUCCGUCCCUUCCACAGUUUCGCCAAGCUUCUCGGCUCCAUCUCUCCCGGCCUUCGUCGACGCGGAUGGCUGUGCGAUCGCCGGUGCCCUUCCGCAUCCCGCCAUGCAGCCGUCCCUUCCUUCGGUUCGGUGCUUCCAGGUCGCACACGCUUCGAUUUCUCGAGCCCUCGAAGCAGUCCCUCCCAUCCAGACUUCUCAUCGCCGCCCGUGCCACCGUCUUUCCGGGAGGCUCUAAUUUGGAUUUCAACGGAGAUCCCCCGAGCUCGGCUUCCCCUGCGGCGGCCUCCUCGAUUAUUGACUUCCUUACCCUCUGCCACCGACUUAAGACUACAAAAAGAAAAGGAUGGAUCAAACAUGGUAUUGAUCAUCCAGAGUCUAUUGCUGAUCACAUGUAUCGGAUGGCAUUAAUGUCAUUAGUUGCUGGUGAAAUCCCUGGUGUUGAUCGGGAGAGGUGCAUUAAGAUUGCAAUAGUUCACGAUAUUGCAGAAGCUAUUGUUGGUGAUAUCACACCUUCAGAUGGCAUUCCAAAGGCAGAAAAGAGUAGACGUGAACAAGAAGCUUUGGAUGAAAUGUGCAGAAUUCUCGGUGGAGGAUUAAUGGCUGAUGAAAUUCAGGAACUUUGGCAGGAGUAUGAGAAUAAUUCUUCUACUGAAGCUAGUCUUGUGAAGGAUUUUGACAAAGUAGAAAUGAUUCUUCAGGCUUUGGAAUAUGAAACAGAACAUGGGAAGAUCUUGGACGAGUUCUUUAUUUCAACUGCAGGAAAAUUUCAGACUGAUGUUGGGAAGAGUUGGGCUGCUGAAGUGGUAUCGAGAAGAACCAAGAGACUACAUGAUCUAGCUUAACGAACCGAGUUGGCUAAAACAUGGAGAUCGAUUUGUAUUUCGGAACAUUGUCAAACAAUAAGAGUGCUUGACCCAUUGAAGCCUUCCUUCCUAAGCGUGCUAAAGCAGAUGCUGAUGAACUGAUGAGAAAAAGAAUCAGUUCAUAUACCGAAUCAACGGAAGCAACUUUCAUUUAACUUGGUGGGGCUUUUACUUGAAUCAGUAGGGUAAAAGCUUUUAGGUCUGCAUGGGUUUCGAAUAGGUGCUGACGAAUCAAUAUAUUUUUUUUUUUUACAGUCAAGACUCUGCAAAUGGGACAUUGACCAGUGUUUGAAUAAUCAUUAUCUUUUAAUGAGACAAUUUAUCUAUAAAAAUAUUUGAGGAA
Zingiber officinale is the source of this 1218-nucleotide messenger RNA. Its product is annotated as 5'-deoxynucleotidase HDDC2-like. Gene Ontology annotation, cellular component: cytoplasm. Gene Ontology annotation, molecular function: 5'-deoxynucleotidase activity. NCBI's taxonomy places the organism in Eukaryota, Viridiplantae, Streptophyta, Magnoliopsida, Zingiberales, Zingiberaceae. The transcript has 8 exons. The record is from RefSeq and is a predicted model, not a curated record. The coding region runs from base 78 to 854 and encodes 258 amino acids.